CUGUAGUACUGUAUUAGGUGUGUUAGACAAGAAAGUGGUACUGCUAACAUGUCAAGGUAAUGUUGGUCUGGUGCAAUGGACUUGCAGUUAACCGUGCUCAGACAGGACAUAGCUGCUACAACUACACAUGUGUUGGACACCCUAACGCAGCAUGCGUGUCCUUUUGGCAUUUGCCAAGAUGCUUCCAACAACCACCUUAAAACCGUCCGCUUCGACCGACGACGUCCCUGUCGCCAUCGCAGUAAUCGACGACAACCAUGACUACAUUGAUGUCGCAUCCCCAGUACAAGCAUCCCCGUCAUCCAUCCUUCCGACGCAGCACAAACCACUGACGUGGCUGCGCAAUGCAUUGUUCAACGCUGGCUGUACUGUGGCUUUGAUCGUGCUCCAAGCGGUGUCCGCGGCCUUUUCCCUUGCCGGAUGUGUGGUGGUGUUGGUUGGGUUUGUCAUGGGGGUGUCGUUGCUUCCGCUAAUGUGCGUUGGCCUCGUGGUGCUGGGUGUGUUAUGGACAUUGUUGGAGCCGUUGGCCAAGAUGGACGAGGACUUGUUCCUUCAACGCCAAGUACUGUACCGCAGUAUCCGUGCCAACAUGCCCAAACAUGCUUCGCAAUCCUGUGCGGAGUGACCAUAAAGCGUAACCGUCAAAAAAAAAAUUUCUGGACUGUUGGUUGUAAAUAUAUCGUGAAAUCACUGAUAGAUGAAUAUUAUACUAUUCGUUGGAAUUCUUGGAA
Molecule: messenger RNA, 731 nt
Organism: Aphanomyces astaci
Lineage: Eukaryota; Oomycota; Saprolegniomycetes; Saprolegniales; Verrucalvaceae
Exons: 1
Coding region: 152-625 (157 amino acids)
Source: RefSeq, a predicted model, not a curated record